AUGUCCACCAAGCGCAAGUCCGACGUCCUCGAGCCCGUUGACCUAACUGUCGACACGUCUAACGCGUCGGGCGGCAAGGAAAACGCCUUCGAGGCGUCGGUUGCUGCCCCUGCCGUAAAGAAAGCGCGUACGUCAGACGCAGGCGAAGGCUCGUCCUCGGGUACCAAGAAGGGCAAGAAGGCCGACGCGCAGCCACCCAAGAACUGGUAUGAGGUCGUGCUUGAUGGAGAAGACGAGGGGGAAGUGCCUAUCUACGACGACUGUAACGACAUCCGCCGGAAGAUUCGCGCCCUCCAGAAGGAGCCUGGUUUCAAGAUCACCAAAUGGCUCGAGAGCAUUGGGAACAUCAACAAUAACUCUUACCAGCGUUUCAUGAAGGCCACUGGGCCUACUGGUGGCGCGGGUAAUGGCACCUACUACGCUGCAUACGUCUACUUCGAAAAGCGGAGGAUCGCUGAAGGAAAGAAGAAGACUGCCAAGCGCAUCCGUACUGAAGAAGAACAUCCGAUGGGUCUGCCCCGCGAGGACCGCAAGAACGUUUGGGUGUUCAUGCCGCGGUGA
Molecule: messenger RNA, 561 nt
Organism: Dichomitus squalens LYAD-421 SS1
Lineage: Eukaryota; Fungi; Basidiomycota; Agaricomycetes; Polyporales; Polyporaceae
Exons: 6
Coding region: 1-561 (186 amino acids)
Source: RefSeq, a predicted model, not a curated record